CCUUCACUAUGAAAAAGCCCAAGGGGGCCAGGAACUCGGAGCUCUAUUCACAGCACCCAGAGAAGGAGGAAGGGGUGCCCUCAUGUCAGGAGAUAAAGAAGACUCCUGUCCUUUUGGCCACACUCAAAGGUCCAGGGCCUGCCAAGUACCGCCGGCAAUCCUGCACUGGCUAUAUAGACCACGACCCCUCCAUGUUUCAGGAGCCAGCGUACAGCCUGCACAAACGGCACAGUGAGAAAAAGACUUCAGACAUGUUCAGCCCUGGGCCUUGCUACUUUUUGGAUCCCAAAGCUACUCGUUUUGGGAUGUCUACUUGCCCCCAGGUCCCCAUGGAGGAGCGUAUCUCCAACCUACGUAUAAACACCACACCAGCCUCCUGCCAAUACAAUGUUGAGAAGAUUCAGCCCCCUGGGGAACGUACGGCUCCCCAGUACAGUUUUGGCUACCGGUGUCCAUAUAGAGUGAUGGACCCCAACCCGGCCCCCAACCAGUACAAGCUGCCACUCUCGAUGGGGCCCAACACCCCUGUCUUCCGAGCUGCCCCCUGCUAUAGUCUGAGUUCCUCACACAAGAAUUGGUUCUACAAGGAGAACAUAGCAGGAGGUCCUGGACCCGCUACGCAUGCCCGACCUGAGCCAUCCAUUUACCAGAAACGCAGCCCCGUAUUUACCAUGGCCAAGCGCUUUACCUAUCCGCUGGACCACACCCUUCGGCCUGGCCCUGGCUCCCACAACAUCCAGCCAGUCACCGUGCACAAGCCCCGCAUACCUGCCUUCACCAUGGGCACCAAACACUCGCCCUACUUGUGCCCACUGAUUGUGGACAUUCUUGACUGAGACCCUGCUGGGUGCUGCUUUGUGACCAGC
Messenger RNA from Psammomys obesus (fat sand rat), 866 nucleotides. RefSeq names its product outer dense fiber of sperm tails 3 like 1 (gene Cimap1c). The record is from RefSeq and is a predicted model, not a curated record. Gene Ontology annotation, cellular component: cytoskeleton. Lineage: Eukaryota; Metazoa; Chordata; Mammalia; Rodentia; Muridae. The transcript is spliced from 4 exons. The coding region runs from base 9 to 836 and encodes 275 amino acids.